Python bivittatus (Burmese python) is the source of this 1422-nucleotide messenger RNA. RefSeq names its product osteoclast stimulatory transmembrane protein (gene OCSTAMP). Gene Ontology annotation, cellular component: membrane. The record is from RefSeq and is a predicted model, not a curated record. NCBI's taxonomy places the organism in Eukaryota, Metazoa, Chordata, Lepidosauria, Squamata, Pythonidae.
AUGAAUAUUUUCAGGAUUGCUGACUGUUUCCAAAGGAACUGGGGACUUCUUCAUAAAACUGGGUUGGGAAUCUGGACCUACAUUUGGGACAUUAAGUUCCCGGAGAUACAAGAAUUCAUAGUGGAUGCCUGGCUUGCUUACUCUACACCGUUACCAUCCAGCCACAGCCAGCUGUUAUCCUUAAUUGUGACCUGCUCCUGCAUCGCAGCAUCAGUUGGAGGCCUCUUCCACUGCUGGAUGUUUUCCUCUCUGCAAUAUUCCUUCCAGUUUUCUGCCUUGGCAUCUUCUGCCCUUAGUUUCCUGGUGUUCUUCAUCCUUUUUUUGGUGCAUCCUGUCCGGUGCAUGUUUACUAUAAUUGUGCCUACAUUAGGCACUAAACAAGGGCGAAGGCUGCUCCUCUCUGCCUGCUUUAUGAUUGUAGCUGUCAACAUUAUCCCAAAUAUUAUGAGCAAUAUCCAAGCGAUCCUGCAAAUCAUUAAAUGCACCUGCAAGAAUUCCAUGGACAGCCUUGUGACCUCAAUGCUCCUUCUGGGUAAUGUUUCCUGGGACUUCAGCCACUCUCUCAAGAGCAUAAUUGACAACAUGCCAGAUAAAUUAUUGAGUUCAAGGGAUAGCCAUGUUCAGUUUAAAAAUCACAGCAAUAUCUUCCAACUAAAUGAGAAAAUGGUUAACACUAGCCAAAGUAUCAAGAAAGAUUUUUUGCAUGCUGAUAUGCUAGUCCAGAAGGUCAUACUCUUGACCAACCGGGUGAUGGCUGGUUUAUUUCUCUUCUAUCUCCUUUUUCAAGCUACAUGGUACCUGAAGAGCUACCUCACAGAUCUUUGUUUUGAUAAUAUUUACAUUACCCCAAAGCUGGAAGAUUUGGCUCGGGAAAACAAGACAAUUGAUUUACUGAUUUGCACAUCCAGAAAGUUAAUUAAACCAACCAGCUUCAAGUUAUCCAGAAAAGAACUCAAGGCUUCUCUCAGACAUUUUUUUCUUCUCACAUUAGUUCUAGUGGUGAUACUGCUCAUAAUAGCAACUGACUACAUUGCCUUUCAUUUGGCACAAAGAACUGUAAAUGAAGUCACCCAGAUCCCUGUUGUCCCAGUUAUCUUCUGGAUAAAAUAUGAUAUCAAACUAAGUUUUGUUGGGUUGGAGCAUUACAUAAUGCUUCCAUUUGAGAGGCGGUACCAUCAGAACCUGACCUUUGUUUCUUCUAACUGCUUCUUGCAAAAGCCAAAUCCUCCUAACACAGCCUUGGCCCUGGCCACUGUGCUUCUCUUCUGCAUCAUUUAUGCUACGGUAUUUCUGGAAGCAUACUCACACCGUCUACGCCGAAAAAUUUCAGCCUCCUUUUUUGAGAGCCAAGAAAACCAGAGAAUCCAGUACCUCUACAAGAAGCUUGUUGAGAAACACUUGUCCAAAGACACAAGAGGACAG